CUUGAAGGAUUUUCAUUCUCAGCAAAAUGAUACUAUUUGGAAUACUAAAAUCCACGCUCGUCGCAUCUACUUCCCCCUGGCGUCUUUUGGCCCGAAACUACAAGGUGACUGUAGUGGGCGCCGGUGGAGGAAUUGGGCAGCCACUCUCGCUUCUCAUUCGCCAGAAUGCAGGAAUCAGGGAACUGGCCCUGCACGACAUCAACGAGAUAAAGGGAAUCGCUACGGAUCUGUCGCACAUUUCCAUGCCGGGACGAGUGACAAGCUUUGUGGGUGAGAGCGAGCUAGAGGCAGCGGUGUCGGGAGCCAAUGUAGUGGUGGUGGCCGCGGGGAAGCCCCGUCUUCCAGGCAUGGAACGGGAGCAGCUGAUGGCCGCCAACGGUGUUGUGGCAGCAAAGGUGGCCAGUGCCGUGAGUGUUGCCUGUCCGGGCACUCUUCUGGCCUUCAUCACAAAUCCCAUCAACAUGAUUGUUCCAACGGCAGCGGAGAUCCUAAAGGCCAACGGGGUGUUUGACCCUAGACGUCUCUUUGGUAUCACUACUCUGGAUGUGGUGCGAGCGAAGAAGUUCAUAGGCACUGCCAUGGGGAAGGAUCCCCGUCAUGUGGACAUCACGGUUAUUGGCGGACAUGCGGGAACCACAAUCCUGCCACUAAUCUCCACUUGUAAGCCUAAGUACGUGGAUGAAGACAAGCAAAUCGAAAAAAUGGUCCAUCGCAUCCAGGAGGCGGGAACCGAGGUAGUGGAAGCCAAGGCCGGCAGUGGAUCGGCCACUCUAUCGAUGGCCUUUGCCGGAGCCCAAUUCGUUGACGCCCUCCUGCGAGGAAUUCGCGGCCACGAGGGCGUGGUCGAGUGCGCCUUUGUGGCCUCGGAGCUGACAGAGGCACCCUUCUUCGCCAGUAACGUGGAACUGGGACAGUACGGUGUCAAGCGUUACCUGGAUAUGCCGCAGUUGAGCGAGAUGGAAAUGGAGGCCCUGGCGAAGCUUCUUCCCAUUUUACGUAAAAGCGCCGAAGAGGGCAUCGAGUUUGCCAGAAAAUACUUAAAAGAACUCGAGGAGACCGUUCCUACUGCGUUGCCAAAAGCGCAGUAAUAAGUAUAUAUAAUUAUUGUCU
This is a messenger RNA of Drosophila bipectinata, 1110 nucleotides long. RefSeq lists its product as uncharacterized. Gene Ontology annotation, molecular function: L-malate dehydrogenase (NAD+) activity. Lineage: Eukaryota; Metazoa; Arthropoda; Insecta; Diptera; Drosophilidae. The record is from RefSeq and is a predicted model, not a curated record. Gene Ontology annotation, cellular component: cytoplasm; mitochondrion. Gene Ontology annotation, biological process: tricarboxylic acid cycle; malate metabolic process.